Molecule: messenger RNA, 2501 nt
Organism: Telopea speciosissima
Lineage: Eukaryota; Viridiplantae; Streptophyta; Magnoliopsida; Proteales; Proteaceae
Product: N-acetylglucosaminyl-phosphatidylinositol biosynthetic protein gpi1
Exons: 9
Coding region: 100-2274 (724 amino acids)
Biological process (GO): GPI anchor biosynthetic process
Cellular component (GO): membrane
Source: RefSeq, a predicted model, not a curated record
CUUGCGAAGACCACAAAGCUCCGCAAAGAAAUUUUUGUUUCCAGAAUUCCCCCAAUUCAAGAUUCGAAUGUGGAAGAAGCCACCGCCAAUGGUUGUGAGAUGAAGAUGAGAAGGCAAUGUAGGAUUUGGUGGCCAAAGCAGCUCUCAUCUUCUAACCUAGAUUCCGCCAUCUUGUUCGGGUGGUUCAUCCAUUCUUCUCACUCUUCUCUUGACAUUGUUGUAGCCGUUGCAGCUUCCCCAGAUGAGAUUUCAGUCUCUUUCUCUGAUUCGGGUCUUCAGGGGAUUCUCCAUCGGAUAAAUGCAAAAAUGCCUCUAUUUCUACAGGACAAAUCAACAUUUACUAUUUUAGGGCACUCUACUGCCAAUUGUUGCUUAAAUGGGCCGCUGCGAAGUUUUCAAAUAGAUGCAGAGGAUAACACAAAGCCCACCGAUUACGGAAAAGUAUAUACAAUGGAGAAUCAAGAUUUAUGCGGAGAAAAGUUUGGAAACUGGCACUGUGAAUGCCACAAGUUUGAUGGCAUCUUAGAAAACUGUAGGCAGAAUUCUGUUAGGCAUGGUAAUUGGAUUCAGUUAUCUUUAGACUCUCAUGGAUUGUAUUGUAAAAAUAUCCGCUGGAUUCCUAAGUUGCAUCACAUACACUGGACUGGGGAAAUAGUGUCUACCGCUGAUCUUCACGUAAUAAUUUAUGACCCACCCACAUUUGGCACACAUCAUUUCUCUCUGACUUCUGGUGGUUCACUGGAGGAAGUGAAAUUGCCCCUUGAGAGACCUGAAUGGGUCAGCGAACUAAAUCAAAAGCAGCCACUCCCUGACUUGGACACAGUUGUCUCAGCAAUUAAUAGUGCAUAUGCUACAAAAAUAUUAUUUGAGAGAUGCAUGGGACACAAAAUUUCACCCUACUGGCUGGUUUCUAUUGUGUGUCACAUUGGAGCCAUGUUUGUAGCUUCUUUCUGCACUGUAUUUUAUAUAGUUCUUCAGUUCUCUGAUGGCCUUCUGAGUUAUGGAUCAGAUUCAUUGGGUUACAAGAUCUUAACAAGGGUAUUCAGUCAUACAUGUAAGAAUGUCCAUAUCCGCAGUUGUCAGCUUCUGUAUUGGUCAACCUUCGGUCACGCUGGUGGUUUCAGGUCUCUAGCAAGUGUGGAAUAUGCAGAGAGAGCUUCUAUACAUAAACACUCAAUGUGGUCAAGUAUAGCUGUUGAUAUUCUUUUGGGAAAUUUGGCUGGCUUUAUGUUGUUAGUCCAUGCUGAGGCUACGUGCAUAUGGAUUUCAAACUUUGCGUGUGACAUCAUGAACAAUUCGCUGCGUUCAGGUUGUGUGUGGUUGAUGGGUGUCCCUGCAGGUUUCAAACUGAAUAUGGAGCUAGCAGGUGUUCUUGGCAUGACCUCACUUAAUACAAUUCAAAUUUGGUCUACCCUAUGGUUCUUUUUGGGUUUCCUCUUGAGCUAUUUCAUCAGAGGACUUGCUAUAUCUGGAAUCAUUUUGGGGGCCACUAUACCUGCUGCGCUGGUUAUAGAUGCAAUUGUGUUUGUAACAUUACAUAUUUUAACUCUUCAUUGGCUGAUCUCUCUUCUAUAUUCGAAACAAAUUCAGGCUUUGGCAGCUCUGUGGCGUCUUUUCAGAGGUCGAAAAUGGAAUCCACUACGGCACAGAUUAGAUAGUUAUGACUACACUGUGGAGCAACACAUUGUUGGAUCGCUUCUAUUUACGCCCCUCUUACUUCUACUGCCAACAACUUCCGUGUUUUACAUUUUCUUCUCCAUCAUGAAUACAGUGAUCUGUUUCACCUGCAUUUUGAUUGAGAUUGCUAUAUCAAUCCUCCAUGCCACGCCUUAUGCCAAAAUUUUCCUCUGGAUGGUAAGACCAAGAAGAUUUCCCUCUGGAGUAUGGUUUAAAAUUAUAUCUGGCAAAGAGCUUGGUUGUCGCGAGAAUCUUAAUGAAUGUAGCUCAACAUCCGGGAAGUCACAGCAAAGAACAACAGACCAAGAGGACAACAAAAGAUCCAGAGUUAUGAUUUCGUUGCUCCACAGCAACAUCUUAAAUUUAGGACAAAUCAUCUUACCUCACUAUAGAGAUGUAUUCCGUGGGAUAUCCGUCUCCUCUGCUGCUUCAACAGCCCAUGGACUUCUGAUUGGAAAAAGAAUUCCGUCGGUUUUGGGAACUGGUCUUCCUUCUACAAUGCCCUGGAUGUUUCUUGACUAUAGGGAGUAUUGGCGGUUAUGUCACGACUAUGUAAUUUCAUGCAUAACAGAUGAUAACUCUGUUGAAGUCACCUGAUAAAUCAGAACAUAUCACAAUUUGUAGUUCUGUAGUCCUUUUCUGCUCCUCCUCCGUUGUUUAUGCUCUUUUGUUUUGUCAUUCAUUUGUAUUAAUAGUAAAUGCUGGUAGUAUCCCUAGCCAACAGUUAGAGGUGGAUGAAGUAACAGUGCAUUUCUGUGUUGCAAUUGGAAUGCACUGCAAUUUUGACAUUUUUCUAGCCAUUGGAGAGGAAGGAAUCAUUGCUU